Saccostrea cuccullata (small rock oyster) is the source of this 2550-nucleotide messenger RNA. Its product is annotated as F-box/WD repeat-containing protein 5-like. Gene Ontology annotation, molecular function: protein binding. Gene Ontology annotation, biological process: protein ubiquitination. The transcript is spliced from 9 exons. NCBI's taxonomy places the organism in Eukaryota, Metazoa, Mollusca, Bivalvia, Ostreida, Ostreidae. The record is from RefSeq and is a predicted model, not a curated record. Gene Ontology annotation, cellular component: SCF ubiquitin ligase complex; Cul4-RING E3 ubiquitin ligase complex. Bases 589 to 2037 code for a protein of 482 amino acids.
CAUAAAUCUAUCAAAAAAAGCAUGGACGCAGUGUUGCUCCAAUAGACAAGUCAUAAUGCAGUAGGUUUAUAGGGACCUGGCAGGCAUAUACUGCUAAUUACAAGGAGCUAAGGAGUCUAGUGUUUGCAGUGAUAAGAUCUUUAAAGGUUAAAGAAACUGACAGAUAUUAGUAAAGUUAAAUUAAAGGUAGUUAUACUUACGGCUCUUAGAUAAAAUAAUUAUCAAAUCCACCCCAUUUUAAAGAUGUUUUUGUGGGAGAUCAAAGAUAUUUGCCAAAAUCAUCGCCACAGGUGUCCAGUGCGCAUGUGCAACGAAGAGGAUGCAACAGAGGAGAUUGAUGAACGAUAAACAUGAUACAUGCGUACACGUCUAAAAAUGGAUCACCUUUCCACGCCACGCGCUUGAACCAGAAGCAUAUCUAGUAGCUGUCACAGGAAGUCGUCCUGUAUCAACUCUUUAGAUCCGCUCCACCACCAGAUCUAUUUAUAGAUCUGUAAUGUUACUGUAGUAUAUGUUGUCCACGGGAAAACAAAAGCUUUAAAAUACACAAAAAUAAUUAUCGAAUUUAGGGCACUAAGGUGAACCACGAUGGAACUUAGUGAUGGGAGUUAUCUUUCUUUGGUUCCAAGUGAAAUGGAUGAUCCAUGGAAAGAUCUGACGGAUCCAAUUUUAUUGACACUAUUCUCCUACCUGAAUGUACAAGAAUUAAACAAUGCUGCCAGGACUUGCAAGAAUUGGUGUCGUAUUGCUCAAGAUGAAAGUUUAUGGAGAAAUCUGACUUUAAAAAGACUUGGAUGUCAAUAUCUGCGCAAGGAGGAUAGUUGGAAAUUGGAGCUGAAACGUUUAAUUUGUCACGUCCCAGUGCAUCUGCACCAAACAUGCACAGAUCACGUGGACGAGGUCUACAAUGUAUGCUUCUCUAACAGUGGAAGUCUUAUUGCUACGUGUGGAGCAGACGGCAUUGUAAAUAUUUGGAAAUAUGGGAUUAACACAGUGUUGUUAAUUUCAAAGAAAGUUACAGACGACCCUGAUUAUGUGAACUACGUUGAGUUUAACGAUGCAGAAACACACCUUCUUGUUCAUUCUACAAGCAGAAGUCUCGAAUAUGACAGUACAUUAGCUGUGCUUUCCAUCCAAAGAGAUAUUAUGUAUAUCGUGGCAGCCAGACAUUCCGGCGUACGACAUUUCAGAGGAACAUGGCUGAACAAUGAAACCUUCUUGAAUGUAAAUAAAUCCGAUCUUUUCCCUCCUUAUGACGUAGUAUUAACCGCAUGCAGGUUUCAUGAAGACGUCUUUGAUGAAGAUGACCGUCUUUUAUCGGAGCUACGGAUCCCGGACUGUUUCUCAAAACAAAAUGUAGACACAAAAGAUCUUCUAAAAAUUGAACAAGUAGGGUUCAAUCCUGAUUUUGUUAAAGUCAUAGACUGGUCAGAGUGGAAUUCUUCGUCAAAUGAACCAAAGGACAGUUCUGCCACAAACGUGAUAGUUAUAGCGCUCUACAAACAGAGGCUAGAUCGGUCUGGUGAAAACGGAGCAGUGUUUUAUAAAGUUAGCUUAGAUUCGUUAGAAUCCUUGGUGAUAGAGCCAAUCAAAACUGUUUUAACAAAUAGUGCGUGUCUGGGAGUUCAGCUUUCCGCUAAUCACAGGUACAUGGUAUACAACUUGAGGCGACUUUCAACUGAAGGGGUCUACAUCAUGCACGAGAAGGAUGUCGUUACCAUGGUGAUCAGUCUGGAAAACACUGAAGAGCAACCGGAAAUAUUUUGUGACCCCAAACCUGCAGAUGAUUCAUUAACAAUAUCUUACUUCUUUCCAAGUGUGUCUGAAGACCUCGUCGCAAAUGAAUCUGAACCGGAUGUUGUUUUCCUAUGGGAUCGUCACUCGCAUAAAGUCGUUUCCAGGUUACACCAUCACACUGGUGUGAGUGCUGUUGCCUUCCACCCACGUGACCAGGAAGUCCUAGCUAGUGUAGCAGACGAUAAAAAACUCAGAAUAUGGACGUCUUUGAAUAGAAAAGAGAGCUAUAUAAUUGAUUAAUAUCUGGAAUAUAAUGUCGCAUAGCGCCAUCAAAUUCAUUUUUUGUACAUUGGAUGUUUAUUUCGUGAUAGUUGUACCACCUAGAAAUCUUUUGUCUAUCAUUUAUAUCAACAAGAUUUUGCCUCAAACAAGUCCGUUAUGGAAAUGCCAAAUAUUUGUUAUUUUUGUGAAAUACAGGGAGAGGAACGAAUCACAAACAUCAUUGGCUAGCAAAGAUGCAUGUACACAUCAAGCUCUUAAAUACAAAUGUGUAAAAUUCAAUUGAGAAUACUUUCAAAUAAACUCUCCGUAAAUACAAUUAGGAUAAAUCUGUUUCAUGCACCUGAUUGAAUUCUACGUCUGGAAAAUCCAACUUUUAAUCCUAUAGCGCCAUGACAAAAGUAUUCCCAAUUUGUAAAAAAAAAAAAAAAAAAAAAAAAAAACGCGCUUCAAGGAACAUAAUAAUAUGUAUGAUGUGUAAUUAGAUUUCUCUCUUUGGUGUGCAGUGUAGAGAGGGUUCUUAAUACAACCAUU